AUGGAGGAGCGGCACCGGCGGGCGCUGCGGCGCGGGCGGGCCCGGCUGGUGGCGGCGCUGCGGGUGGAGCCGCUCUGGGAGCCGCUGGAGCGGCGCGGCAUCUUCACCCGCACCAUGCUGGAGGAGAUGCAGAGCACCGGCGGCCGAGGAGACCAAGCCCGGCAGCUGAUCAUCGACCUGGAGACUCGAGGGAAGCAGGCUUUCCCUGUGUUCCUGUCCAUCCUGCGGGACACGGGGCAGGGUGACCUCGCGGACAUGCUGGGCCAGGAGUGCGAGUCCCCCCCGGCACUGCCACAGCUGCUGGACCUGCGGCCCGUGGAGCUGGAGCUGCGGGGAGAAAAGCAGCAUAAAACUGUGACCCUUCCUGAGCGUUUGUCCUUCCCAGUCCAAGCUGAGAGCGAAAAACCUCGAACACCUGUGCCAACCCAGGGUUCUGCUGUUGACAAGAAGAGCCGUGACCUGGUUUAUGAGCUGAAAGCAGAUCCCUGCGGGCACUGCCUGAUCCUCAACAACGUCACCUUCUCCAGAGACUCCCAUCUGUCCACCCGCGUGGGCUCCGACCGCGACUGCGAGAAGCUGGAGCGGCGCUUCAGGGCCUUGCGCUUCGACGUCCUGACCCGGCGGGACCUGAAAGCUCAGGAAAUGGUUUUGGAGCUGCAGAAGCUGGCGCGGCAGGACCACAGCGCCUUGGACUGCUGCAUCGUGGUCAUCCUUUCCCAUGGCUGUCAGACGAGCCAUAUUCAGUUUCCCGGAGGCGUUUAUGGAACGGAUGGAAAACCCAUUCCCAUAGAAAAGAUUGUGAACUAUUUCAAUGGGUCCAAUUGCCCAAGUUUGAGAGGAAAACCCAAACUCUUCUUCAUCCAGGCCUGUGGUGGAGAACAAAAGGAUCGAGGCUUCAUAGUGGAUUGCGAUUCACCCAAAGAUGAAGCUCCUGGAGCUUCUUUGGAAUCGGACGCGACUCCUUUUCGGGCUCCAUCGGGUGACAUGGAUGAGCCAGAUGCCAUUGCCUGUUUGCCCACACCCAGCGACAUCUUGGUCUCCUACUCAACUUUUCCAGGUUUUGUCUCCUGGAGGGAGGCGACUGGCUCGUGGUACGUGGAGACCCUGGACAGUGUGCUGGAGAGAUAUGCCCAUUCAGAAGACCUGCUGAACAUGUUACUGCGGGUGGCAAACGCUGUCUCAGCCAAGGGGAGCUACAAGCAGAUUCCAGGAUGUUUCAACUUCCUCCGUAAAAAAUUCUACUUUGUGUGUGACUGACGUGGGGGCUCCAAGGUCCCUGCCAAGUGUGAGAGUUCCUUCCCUGUGGCCAGAAGGGAAAUCUGUGCCUGCUACAGCUCCUGUGGAUUUUGUCCGUCUGUCGAGGUGUUUGUCUGGAGAAAUGUGAUCUGCGAACACCGUCCUUGCUGUGAUAGUUGAGAUGAGGUGGAGAUGGUGCUGUGCCCAUGGGAAGUGCUGGGGAUUGGAGCAGGAAGCCCCUUUUCUGGGGUACAUGCUGGCCUGGAACCUCUGGAGCCAGAGGAGAGCACCUUGGGCUCUUCAUGUGGCCACGCUCAGCCUCAGAGUGUUUUUCCUUGCUGAUCCUGAUAUUUGUGUCCUGUGCUGCCCAGGUAACUGAUUGAUGGGAUCAACUUUGGCCCUCAGGUAUAAUGGGAUGAGUUUUGCCAUCAGUGUUUAUAAUAAAUGCAAUGAAAAAGCAAAUCUUUUGCUGUAU
Molecule: messenger RNA, 1711 nt
Organism: Myiozetetes cayanensis
Lineage: Eukaryota; Metazoa; Chordata; Aves; Passeriformes; Tyrannidae
Gene: CASP9
Product: caspase 9
Exons: 10
Coding region: 1-1257 (418 amino acids)
Biological process (GO): apoptotic process; regulation of apoptotic process; proteolysis
Cellular component (GO): cytoplasm
Source: RefSeq, a predicted model, not a curated record